CAGGACACCUCGCUUCACCCAGGCACGGCUUCCAGGAGGCUGCUGCUGGUCGCCUUGGGUCGAUGGACGCAGAUGUUUGAGGAACUGGAAGAUCUCCAGUGGAGAACCUUUAGGAAGAAUGGCUUACCGGUCUCUCUGCUCACCUAGAUGAACCUACUGAAAUGGGUUAAUGGUAGCGAGUGCUGGGGUAUGGCCGUCAAUGUGUACUCCACAUCCGUGACCAGUGAGAAUCUGAGUCGCCAUGAUAUGCUUGCGUGGGUCAAUGACUCCCUGCACCUCAACUAUACCAAGAUAGAACAGCUCUGUUCAGGGGCAGCCUACUGCCAGUUCAUGGACAUGCUCUUCCCUGGCUGCGUGCACCUGAGGAAGGUGAAGUUCCAGGCCAAGCUAGAGCACGAGUACAUCCAGAACUUCAAGGUGCUGCAAGCCGCUUUUAAGAAGAUGGGUGUUGACAAAAUAAUUCCUGUAGAGAAAUUAGUGAAAGGAAAAUUCCAAGAUAAUUUUGAGUUUAUUCAGUGGUUUAAGAAAUUCUUUGACGCAAACUAUGAUGGAAAGGAAUACAACCCUCUGCUGGCGCGGCAGGGCCAGGACGUAGCGCCACCUCCUAACCCAGGUGAUCAGAUCUUCAACAAAUCCAAGAAACUCAUUGGCACAGCAGUUCCACAGAGGACGUCCCCCACAGGCCCCAAAAACAUGCAGACCUCUGGCCGGCUGAGCAACGUGGCCCCCCCCUGCAUCCUCCGGAAGAAUCCCCCAUCGGCCCGAAACGGCGGCCAUGAGACUGAUGCCCAAAUUCUUGAACUUAACCAGCAGCUGUUGGAUCUGAAGCUGACCGUGGAUGGGCUGGAGAAGGAGCGUGACUUCUACUUCAGCAAACUCCGAGACAUCGAGCUCAUCUGCCAGGAACACGAGAGCGAGAACAGCCCCGUCAUCGCGGGCAUCAUUGGCAUUCUCUAUGCCACCGAGGAAGGCUUUGCACCCCCUGAGGACGACGAGAUUGAGGAACACCAACAAGAAGAACAGGACGAGUACUGAGGGCGGCUCCAGCCCUGGCUGACUGCACGCCCCCUACCCCACGCCCACCCCCACAUUAUAAUCCUUUCCUUAGAGCGUCGGCCGGGUGCUUUGUGUCAGUGCCGCAGCAUUGGGGAGUCAGGCGAGGGGGCUGGAGGGGAUGGGGCAGAUGGGCAGGCAGAGGCCCGCACUGGCCAGUGGGUGGGACCCCUGCCCAUUCCCCACCCCUAUUUAUUUCCGUUGUCUCUAUGCUGUUUCGGCCAACACUUCCCAGGGUGCUGUGCCACCCGCCCCCGCCAGCCGCCUGCUCCCCUGACAGCCAGCAGCUGUAUAUUUGACAAAGUCAUUGGUAUAUUUUUACUUACUGGAUUUUCCUUGCACUUUACCUGUUCUUUUCCCAGGGCUCACAGCAUGGGCUCCAGGGCAGUGUGCCUGGCUUGGCUUCCCUUCCCCAUUGCCGGGCCAUGGCAGGACUCACAAUUCUUAUUUAUUUUGUCUUUUGACUCCCCAGUAGUUGAGGGGAAGGCUGAUGUCAGGAGAGGGAGAGGGGGACUGAGGAGAGGGUGCCUUAGGCCUCGGUGGUCAGGGAGAGGGAGGGGAGCAUGCGAGGGAUGAAAAUGACCCCCUGGCACCAGACUCACCCACCCUGGGCCCCUUUCCCCCAGCCCCAAAGCCCAACACUGCCCCGAGGCCCCCAGCCACUCCCUCUGCAGCCCAUUCAUACCACACAGACUCUGCCCUGACCCUCCUGUACGUCUGCCUCCCAUCCCCCCACCUCCCCACCCCUGCCUCCUUGGGCCACCCAGCCUGUGUAUGUGUUCACUUUUAUUUAAAUAAACUUGUGUGGUAAAAGUCCAUGCCAUGUCUCCCUCAACUGA
This is a messenger RNA of Myotis myotis, 1892 nucleotides long. RefSeq names its product microtubule associated protein RP/EB family member 3 (gene MAPRE3). The record is from RefSeq and is a predicted model, not a curated record. The transcript is spliced from 7 exons. Bases 148 to 1035 code for a protein of 295 amino acids. Lineage: Eukaryota; Metazoa; Chordata; Mammalia; Chiroptera; Vespertilionidae. Gene Ontology annotation, molecular function: microtubule plus-end binding. Gene Ontology annotation, cellular component: cytoplasmic microtubule; microtubule plus-end; microtubule organizing center. Gene Ontology annotation, biological process: spindle assembly; protein localization to microtubule plus-end; regulation of microtubule polymerization or depolymerization.